GUAACAAUUCUGUGGCCCUCAGUAACAAUUCUGUGUCUGUCCCUAAGUAACAAUUCUGUGGCCCUAAGUAACGUUUCUGUGGCCCUAAGUAACGAUUCUGUGGCCCUCAGUAACAAUUCUGUGUCCCUCAAUAACGAUUCUGUGGCCCUCAGUAACAAUUCUGUAUCCCUCAGUAACAAUUCUGUCUGUCCCUGAGUAACAAUUCUGUGUCCCUAAGUAACGUUUC
Messenger RNA from Staurois parvus, 226 nucleotides. The record is from the annotation of a GenBank genome assembly. NCBI's taxonomy places the organism in Eukaryota, Metazoa, Chordata, Amphibia, Anura, Ranidae.